Messenger RNA from Anneissia japonica, 1555 nucleotides. RefSeq names its product acid sphingomyelinase-like phosphodiesterase 3b. The transcript has 3 exons. Bases 464 to 1249 code for a protein of 261 amino acids. NCBI's taxonomy places the organism in Eukaryota, Metazoa, Echinodermata, Crinoidea, Comatulida, Comatulidae. The record is from RefSeq and is a predicted model, not a curated record.
AAUUAUAAUACUAGAUCAGAAUAUUCAAUACACACAUGUCUGUAGCUUUAAAUCAUCCCAUACGUUUUUAAUUACAAAGCAGAUGUGAUUGCAAUAUCCUGGCAAUUGUAUUGUAUUAUUUUACUAUGCACCAAAGAAUAAAUGUGCACUAAUUGAGUUAUUGUUGUUAUUAACUAAUUUAUAGCAUUCCGUAUUGUACAUUUUAUAUGUUUAUGGCUUAUGUUAUGGAUACAAUAUGAAGAGCCACACACCAGCUGCUAUUCAUUUCAAUGUGUGUGAUGUAUUACCUUGGAAUUAAAUACCCGGUUUGUUUUUAAUCCAAGGCAUACACAAUUAUUUCUUUUUCGUUUGAACAAACAAUAUAUGUGUAUUAAUUUCAGAAACGUAUUACACUGCUAAGAUAGAACCUUAUCGGUUCGUCGGUUUGAACACAGUCUUCUAUUACACCAAUAAUAAACUGACCAUGGACAUUUCGGACCCGGCUGGACAAUUCAGCUGGUUAGAACAAGUGCUAACAGACGCUCGACGUGAUAAUGAAACGGUCGUUAUUGUUGGACAUGUGCCACCGGGAUGUUUUGAACGAUCGCGGGGAAAGUGUUGGUUUUACCCAGAGUUCAACACGCAAUAUAUUGAAGUAAUUCAACAAUUUCACGACGUCAUUGCAUUCCAGUUGUUUGCUCAUCAACAUGAUGACAGCUUCAGGUUAUUCUAUGAUGAUGAAGGAAAAGCAAUUAGUUCGUUAUUUCUUGCCCCGGCAGUGACGCCAUGGAAUACCUCUUUAGCCGGUGUCGGCCCUAACAAUCCUAGCGUUCGUCUAUUCACAUUCAAUAGAGAAGACGGAUUACUUAUGAACUGGGAACAAUACUAUCUUGACCUAAGCGAGGUUGAUUCAGCAGACAGUUCAAUGUGGAAACGAGAGUAUAGCGCCAUCAAAGAUUACGAUAUUCCUGAUGUCACAACCGCAUCAUUGCAGUCAUUGGUUCAUAGUUUUGAAACUAGUGACGUUUUGUUCAAUCGAUAUUACUUAUUCAACAGUGUAAGUUAUAAUACACAGCCAUGUACGGAUGAAUGCAAGAUCACGCAGCUGUGUUCUAUAAACCAGGUAGAUUUUACGAAAUUUGAUAAAUGUGUCGAGAAUUCAGAUGAUCCAAAUGGUACCAUUAGACUCCAUAUAAGCUGGGACGUCUGUCUUGUUGGUUUGAUAAUCGCAGUCUGGUCCACGUAUUGUAUAGGCUAUCUGUUUAAUUAAGUAAGCUAUAGUAAAUACAGAAUAAACAUUUGCAGCUAGAAGAAUUGGUGUAAUCUUAAUGAAAACCAUCUAGAUCAUUUUCUAACAUGAGUAUUGAAAAUUUAAAGAAAAAAUGUAAAUUAUAAAAAAGAAAAAUAAUAGGCCCGAUAAUAUAUACGGUUAAAAACUUGUGUGAUAGUCUUGAACUAGAGGGCACUUGGAGAGUGCAUACCUCCACCCACAUCAUAAUUCUCCUCAGUAUAAAUCUCCCACGCAUAUUGUCCUUAAAUAAAUAAAAAAACACAAGUAGACUCCAUGGGAUGGGCC